Penicillium daleae is the source of this 1590-nucleotide messenger RNA. RefSeq lists its product as uncharacterized. NCBI's taxonomy places the organism in Eukaryota, Fungi, Ascomycota, Eurotiomycetes, Eurotiales, Aspergillaceae. The coding region runs from base 1 to 1590 and encodes 529 amino acids. Gene Ontology annotation, molecular function: transmembrane transporter activity. The record is from RefSeq and is a predicted model, not a curated record. Gene Ontology annotation, biological process: transmembrane transport. The transcript has 2 exons.
AUGCUCAACAACCUCAAGCUUCAAGCUAAUAUAAUCCAGACUAUUGCGAAAGACUUACAUGGCAAUGCGACCGAUACAUUUUGGGUGGGAACCGCCUACCUACUCCCGUGUGCAUCCCUUCAACCUUUCCUGUGCGCCCUAUCCGAUGUAUACGGCCGUCGAUUCAUCCUUCUUUCAGCGAUUACAUUGUUCGCAAUCGGCUCAGUUGUCGGAUCAGUUGCCCAGAAUAUGGCGACAAUUCUAGCUGGUCGGACCAUUCAAGGAAUCGGUGGUGGUGGCCUCAUCCCUCUGCCUAUGAUUGUCAUGACCGAUCUAUUCCCCUUGCGCGAGAGACCCAAGUAUACCGCCUACAUCCAGCUAUUUUCAGCCAUCGGUAUCAUCAUCGGCCCCGUAAUGGGAGGUCUGUUUACUGAGCAUGCUGCAAAUCAUGGUGGAUGGCGCUGGGUCUUUUACGUCAACUUCCCAUUCUGUCUGAUCGCGUUCCUCGCUCUUUUCUUCGCCCUUCGGAAGAUGAAAGUGACACGCGAAAGCUAUCGCAAUAUCGAUUGGCUUGGAUCGUUCUUUUUCACAUCGAGCAUGGUAUCCUUCUUGAUGGGACUUUCCUGGGGUGGUACCCUCUACAAAUGGAACAGCUACCGUACCGUGCUUCCUCUGUCUCUGGGGGCCGUCGGAAUUGUCUGUACUGUCAUCUGGGAGUGUUAUGGGGCACGCUGGCCGUUCUUGCCUCUUUCUGUUCUCAAAAGCCGUGCGUCGAUUGCCGUCUACCUAUCGUCUCUGGUUCAAGGAAUAUCGAUGUUCGGCAUUCUCUAUUACAUCACUUUCUACCUGGAGGUAGUACAAAGACUCUCUCCAACCAAGACUGGAACCGAGAUUCUGGCACUGUCUGCGACAAUGGUUCCAUCCGGUCUGAUAACGGCACUGUUGAUUUCAAAAUUCGGCAAAUACAAAUGGGCCCAAUGGAAAGGUUGGGUUGUGGCCGCUCUUGCCACAGGUCUCCUUUGCAUGUUGGAUGAAAAGACGAAGAAGGGCUUCUGGAUCGGCGCCCUGGUGCUACUAGGACUUGGGCAUGGAAUUCUUUUCAACAGUAUCCUGUUUGCAGCACAAGCUGUUGUACCAGCGAAGAACGUCGCAUAUGCCGCCACCCUCUACACGUUCUUCCGCACUAUGGGGUACGCUGUCGGGGUCGUUGUUGGGGGUACGACACUUGAAAAUGUCACGUCGGAUUACCUGAAAGAUCAUGGCUUCCCCGCACAGAAAGCACAGGACAUAUCCUCUCAUAUUGGGCCCUCGGAGGGCCUAUCCGCUGGAGCUGGACACGAAGACGUUAUCAUACAGUCUUACGUGCACGGCAUUCGCGGAGUCUUCGUGGCACUUACAUGCUUGGCAGGUCUUGGUCUGGUUACCACCUUUUUCGUGCCCCAAGCCAGUAUGGAUCAGCCUCUGGAGUCUGACCAUCAUCUGGAACUGCUACGCCUAGGUUCAAACCCUUCAUCUCCCACAUUUGGAGUCACGAGAUCCGAGUCGAACCUGACGGUGCAUUCAAUUCACGGAAAGCCCGAGAAUGCCGUUGAGUUGCAUCGAGUUGUCUGA